This is a messenger RNA of Chelonus insularis, 1700 nucleotides long. RefSeq names its product contactin-4-like. Gene Ontology annotation, cellular component: neuron projection. The record is from RefSeq and is a predicted model, not a curated record. The transcript has 6 exons. The coding region runs from base 218 to 928 and encodes 236 amino acids. Lineage: Eukaryota; Metazoa; Arthropoda; Insecta; Hymenoptera; Braconidae.
AACACAAUAUUUUUGAGUGAUAUCCUCUUUUCUUUGAUUAUACCUUCCAAGGUUAUGAACAUAUUUGUAAACAAGUAUAAAACAUGGAAGACCGUCUCUCAAACACUCAGUUCAAAAUUAAAUGUUCAACUAGACACGUCAAAUAAUAUUGAUCAAUUUACUACGUAGUCUAUUGUUUUUAUUUUAAAUCAAACAAUAAAACAUUUUAAUUUUUAUAAUGGCUUUCAUACCUUUGAGUAUAGCUGUUUUAUUCAUUUCUUCAGCUUGCGGGUUCAGAAGUUUUGGAUUAGAUUCUGAGUUGGGAGGUUUGGGACCGCAUUCAGUUCCUAUUUCUGAUGCUGACAGAACUAAAAUUGAUAAGAAUGUAACAACUCAUAUUAUUGCUAAUCCAGGAGAUUCAGUACAAUUUGAAUGUUAUGCUACUGGUAAUCCAACUCCUACGAUCCGAUGGACAAGAUAUUUUAAUCCACCGGAUCCUCUUUUGCCAAAUGGAGAAAAAGAAUAUAACGGAAAUAUACUAAAAAUCCCAUCAGCGAACAGUCAAACUGCCGGAGAUUAUAUUUGUGAAGCUGAGAAUAUGAAUUCUGAUGAUUUCUUACAUUAUAGUUUGGAAAUAGCAUCAGAACCAAUAAUCACAGAAGUUUCUCAAACACAUGUAUUUGGUUCCUAUAUUUUAUUGCAAUGUACUGCUUCUUGUCAUCCAAGAACUACAUUCCAAUGGUAUAAAAACGGUGAACUGCUUACGAUGAAAGAAGAUGAUCCAGCAAAUGAUCAGUUUGUGCCUAUUGGAAUCGUUCUCGGUUCAUUUGGUUUUUCAACAAAAGACAAUGAUUUCGAAGGUACAUAUAAAUGCGUAAUUGAAAAUCAUCUUGGAAAAGACGAAAAAGUUUUUGAAAUUAAUGGUUCAGCAAUUGCUACUCCGAAAUAAAUAUAAAAUUUAUACAUCACACAGCGAUAUGAUUAAUUGAUAAUAUUAAUUUAUGAAUGGUAUAUAGUAUAUUCUGAAUGAUGAUUUAUUUGUAGUAUAAGAAAUAGUAAUACUCUAUAAUAAUAAUAUACAUUGGAAUAAUAUGUAUUCUAUAUACUUUUAGAGAAAUACUAAUACAAUAUAAUUAUUAAAAUCAUUUCACAAGGAAUAUUAUCAAAGCUUAACAUAUUUUUUAGUACUAUUAGAUAUAAAAAAUUGAAGUUAUAGAUGUUUCCAAAUAUAUCCAUAGGAUAUUUUAUUGUUGAAAACACUCAGUUCGAAAUUAAAUGUUUAACUAAAUGCCUAGAAUACAAUUCAACAUUUUAAUCUAGUGUUGUCAUUUUCAAGCAAAGAAGUCGGUUUUAAAAUUUUAUUACUCUUAGUUAAACCGAAAUCAUCAUGGAUCAUAAAAUCUGCACUUUAAAAUCGAAUUAGUUCUCUGAUUAAAUAAACUGAAUGGACAGAUAGCAACAGAAUUUACAAUACUGAAAAAAAAAUUAAAUUAGUUGACAUAAAUCAUCUAAAAUGAAACAGUUAAAAUUUGUGAGUUUACUAUACGAACAAAAUAGGGCAUUUUAUCUGGGUGUAUUAUUGCUACCUUAGCCACAGAAGGAUGACAAAUAGCCUAGUAAAGUGCCCUAUUUUGUUCUCUUCGUAAACAAUAUACUAUUUUAAAUGAUAACUUAUUUCUAAAUACAGUAAAUUGUAAUACUGACUUGGAAUUAUUGAUGAA